Messenger RNA from Gongylonema pulchrum, 849 nucleotides. NCBI's taxonomy places the organism in Eukaryota, Metazoa, Nematoda, Chromadorea, Rhabditida, Gongylonematidae. The record is from the annotation of a GenBank genome assembly.
AAAAAGAAGGAAGACGAGGAAGCAGCAAAAUCGUUCACGUUUAUCAGCUCUUUCCAUUCCAUCCUGCACGAAGUUGAGAAUCUUGCUGGACAGCAUGAAAAGGAAGACGAGGAAGCAGCAAAAUCGUUCACGUUUAUCAGCUCUUUCCAUUCCAUCCUGCACGAAGUUGAGAAUCUUGCUGGACAGCAUGAAAUUAUUGCGGAAGGUCUGCGCAAGGAUAUCCAUUCGGCUGUGUUGUCACGGUGUUCCUCACUUCGAGCAGCGCGCAAAAGCCAUCUGAAUGAGUUGCACAUUAUUCACGGCGUGCUCAAUUCCUCUAUCGAUAAUAUGAUUAAAUUUCAAAAAAAUUACUGGAAGGCAUUCAAAGAUGCAGAAGUGGCUCAUUUGAAGUACGAUAAAGCGGAGAAAAAUAUGGAUCUGUCACGAGCGGAUUUGGAAAAAGCCAAAAACAACGCGAUGCAGCGGACCCAGAUCUGCGAAGAUGCGAAGCAAAACUAUGCGCAUGCAUUGCAAGCCGCCAACCAGCAACAGUAUCAGCACUACAAUCAGCUGUUGCCUCAAAUUUUAGAAAUCUGCGAAGAUGCGAAGCAGAACUAUGCGCAUGCAUUGCAAGCCGCCAAUCAGCAACAGUAUCAACACUACAAUCAGCUGUUGCCUCAGAUUUUAGAACGUUUGAGAGCGGUGGACGAGGAGCGAAUCUGCGAAACGAAGUCGCUUAUGCUGAAAAGUAUCGAGGCCGAAACCCGAGUGAUGAACAUAAUUCAGCGAUGUUACGAGGACAUGAAUAACGCCGCACAGAGCAUCUCACCUGCCAGUGAUACUGCCAGUGUUGUCGAGCAGUACAGGUAA